Molecule: messenger RNA, 2713 nt
Organism: Vicugna pacos (alpaca)
Lineage: Eukaryota; Metazoa; Chordata; Mammalia; Artiodactyla; Camelidae
Source: RefSeq, a predicted model, not a curated record
UCUAGGCGGCCGCGGCUCCAUGGGGCUCCUGGGGCUGCUGAGCCUGCUGCACUCGGCUUUCUUCGGGGACCAGGCACUGCAGGAGCUGAAGAUGACGAGCUCCGUGGCACCCUAUGAGCAGCUGGUGCGGCAGGUGGAGGCCUUGAAGGCCGAGAACAGUCACCUGAGGCAGGAGCUUCGGGAUAACUCAAGCCACUUGUCCAAGCUGGAGACAGAGACAUCGGGCAUGAAGGAGGUCCUGAAGCACUUACAGGGCAAGCUGGAGCAGGAGGCCCGAGUGCUGGUGUCCUCGGGGCAGACUGAGGUGCUGGAGCAGCUGAAAGCCCUGCAGAUGGACAUCACCAGCCUGUACAACCUCAAGUUCCAGCCCCCAGCUCUGGCCCCGGAGCCAGCUGCCCAGACCCCUGAGGAAAGCCCAGUACACAGCUCCGGGCCCUCCAAGGACAGCUUUGGGGAGCUGAGCCGGGCCACCAUCCGGCUGCUGGAGGAACUGGACAGGGAAAGGUGUUUUCUGUUGAACGAGAUUGAGAAGGAGGAAAAGGAGAAGCUCUGGUAUUACUCGCAGCUGCAGGGCCUGUCCAAGCGCCUGGACGAGCUCCCGCACGUGGAGACGCAGUUCUCGAUGCAGAUGGACUUGAUCCGUCAGCAGCUGGAGUUCGAGGCCCAGCACAUCCGCUCGCUGAUGGAGGAGCGCUUCGGCACCUCGGACGAGAUGGUGCAGCGGGCGCAGAUCCGUGCUUCCCGCCUGGAGCAGAUCGACAAGGAACUGCUGUCAGCUCAGGACAGAGUGCAGCAGACGGAGCCCCAGGCCUUACUGGCAGUGAAGUCAGUGCCAAUGGACGAGGACCCCGAGAUGGAGGUCCCCACGCACCCUGAGGAUGGUGCCCCUCAGCCAGGCAACAGCAAGGUGGAGGUGGUCUUUUGGCUUCUGUCCAUGCUGGCGACGCGUGACCAGGAGGACACAGCCCGCACGCUGCUCGCCAUGUCCAGCUCACCCGAGAGUUGUGUGGCCAUGCGCCGCUCGGGCUGCCUGCCGCUGCUGCUGCAGAUCCUGCAUGGCACUGGCACCGAGGCGGGGUCUGGGGGCCGCCAUGGGAACCCUGGGGCGCCGGGAGCCAAGGACGCACGUAUGCGCGCCAACGCAGCGCUGCACAACAUCGUCUUCUCCCAGCCAGACCAGGGCCUGGCGCGCAAGGAAAUGCGUGUCCUGCACGUGCUGGAGCAGAUCCGCGCCUACUGUGAGACCUGCUGGGACUGGCUGCAGGCCCAGGACGGCGGGCCCGAGGGAAGCGGCGCCCCCGUCCCCAUCGAGCCACAGAUCUGCCAGGCCACCUGUGCUGUGAUGAAGCUGUCGUUCGACGAGGAGUACCGCCGGGCCAUGAACGAGCUGGGUGGGCUGCAGGCCGUGGCGGAGUUACUGCAGGUUGACUACGAGAUGCACAAGAUGACCCAGGACCCUCUGAACCUGGCCCUGCGCCGAUAUGCUGGCAUGACACUCACCAACCUCACCUUCGGGGAUGUUGCCAACAAGGCCACGCUGUGCGCCCGCCGGGGCUGCAUGGAGGCCAUCGUGGCCCAGCUGGCGUCUGAGAGCGAGGAGCUCCACCAGGUGGUGUCCAGCAUCCUGCGGAACCUGUCCUGGCGGGCUGACAUCAACAGCAAGAAGGUGCUGAGGGAGGUGGGCAGCAUGACUGCCCUGACGCAGUGCGUCCUGCGAGCCACCAAGGAGUCCACCCUAAAGAGUGUGCUCAGCGCCCUGUGGAACCUCUCAGCGCACAGCACGGAGAACAAGGCCGCCAUCUGCCAGGUGGAUGGCGCCCUGGGCUUCCUGGUGAGCACGCUGACCUACAAGUGCCAGAGCAACUCGCUGGCUAUCAUCGAGAGCGGCGGCGGCAUCCUGCGCAACGUGUCCAGCCUCGUCGCCACCCGCGAGGACUACAGGCAGGUGCUGCGGGACCACAACUGCCUGCAGACGCUGCUGCAGCACCUGACAUCGCACAGCCUGACCAUCGUGAGCAACGCGUGUGGCACGCUGUGGAACCUGUCGGCCCGCAGCUCCCGCGACCAGGAACUGCUGUGGGACCUGGGCGCCGUGGGCAUGCUGCGCAACCUGGUGCACUCCAAGCACAAGAUGAUCGCCAUGGGCAGCGCUGCCGCCCUGCGCAACCUGCUGGCCCACCGGCCGGCCAAGUACCAGGCGGCCCGGCCACUGCCCAGGGUGGCUGCGCCGGGUACCACGUGGCGUCGCAUCCGGGACGAAGAUGUCCCGCACAUCCUGCGGAGCACGCUGCCUGCCACCGCCCUGCCCCUGAUGGGCUCCUCACCCGAGGAGGGCCCGGCUGGCCCACCGCAGCGCAAGACCAGUGACGCUGUGGUCCAGACAGAGGACUUCGCUGCCACCAAGACCAACUCCAGCACGUCUCCAAGCCUGGAGAGCAGGGAGCCUCCCCAGACCAUAGCCGGCGGCCCCACCUCCCUCCUUGGCAGCGACGUGGAUGGGCCCAGCCCUGCCAAGGCGCCCACCCCUACCCCCUUUGUCCACGAGGGGCUAGGGGUGGCCGCAGGGGGCUUUCCUACCAGCCGGCAUGGCUCCCCCAGCCGCUCAGCCCGGGUUCCCCCCUUCAAUUACGUGCCCAGCCCCAUGGUGGCAGCCACCGCUGACUCUGCCGUGGAGAAAGCCCCUGUCCCCAUCCCCACCAGCCUCCUGGAAUAG